Tarenaya hassleriana is the source of this 1171-nucleotide messenger RNA. Its product is annotated as aquaporin NIP6-1. Gene Ontology annotation, cellular component: membrane. The record is from RefSeq and is a predicted model, not a curated record. Gene Ontology annotation, biological process: transmembrane transport. Bases 92 to 1006 code for a protein of 304 amino acids. Gene Ontology annotation, molecular function: channel activity. The transcript has 5 exons. Lineage: Eukaryota; Viridiplantae; Streptophyta; Magnoliopsida; Brassicales; Cleomaceae.
GACACUCCUCACCCAUCAAGACAAAACCCACAUCAGAACACAACCCUUCUCUCUCUAGAUCCCUCUCUCUCUCUCCCCGAGAUCCAUAUCGAUGGAGCACGAGGAAAUUCCGUCAAUGCCCUCGACUCCGGCGACGCCAGGGACACCGGGAGCUCCGCUGUUCGGAGGGUUAAAGGGGUAUAAUGGGAAUAACAACGGAAGAUAUACACCGAAAUCACUCCUCAAGAGCUGCAGAUGUUUCAGCGUUGACAAAGAAUGGGCCCUCGAAGAUGGUAGACUCCCUCCUGUCUCUUGCUCUCUCCCUCCCCCUCCCGUCUCUCUCUACCGUAAGGUGGGAGCUGAGUUCGUGGGGACGAUGAUACUGAUAUUCGCCGGAACGGCGACGGCGAUAGUGAACCAGAAGACGAACGGUGCGGAGACGCUGAUAGGAUGCGCCGCCUCGGCCGGUCUGGCGGUUAUGAUCGUUAUAUUAUCGACGGGACAUAUCUCCGGUGCCCAUCUCAACCCGGCCAUCACUCUCUCCUUCGCUGCCCUCAAACACUUCCCUUGGAAACACGUGCCGGCGUACAUAGGAGCUCAGGUGAUGGCGUCGAUGUGUGCGGCGUUUGCGCUGAAAGGAGUGUUUCAUCCGAUGAUGAACGGAGGAGUAACGGUGCCGACGGUGGGCCUCAGCCAAGCCUUCGCCUUGGAGUUCAUCAUCAGCUUCAACCUCAUGUUCGUCGUCACUGCCGUCGCCACCGACACCAGAGCCGUUGGAGAGUUGGCAGGGAUAGCGGUCGGAGCAACUGUCAUGCUGAAUAUACUCAUAGCCGGGCCUGCAACUUCUGCUUCGAUGAACCCUGUAAGAACGCUAGGACCAGCUAUUGCAGCAAACAAUUACAGAGCCAUAUGGGUUUAUCUUACAGCUCCGAUUCUUGGAGCCUUGUGCGGUGCUGGAACUUACACGGCAGUGAAGUUGCCUGAGGAAGACGACGCACCACAGGAGAAGAGGAGUUUCAGGAGGUGAUUGAAAGAUUUGACCAAGAAAAGGUUCACGUGUGGAAAUAUGUUUUGCUGUGUGGAUUUGUGUUCUCUAUAUAUAGCAUUGAUAUAGCAGAAGCUUAUGUUUAUGUAUCAACAUGUGUGUACUAUAUGGAUCGAUUGAAAAAAAAAAUGCAUCAGUUCCACUCUA